CACACACACACACUCACACACACACACUCACACACACACACGCAGCCCAUUUCCACUUCCCAACUCUUCCAACUCUCCUGCACCUCUCUCUGUCUCUCCCCCAUCUCCCUCUCCCCCAUCUCCCUCUCCCCCAUCUCCCUCCAGCUCUCUUUUGAUUGGCGAUGAGCGUGCACGACUCUUUGGCGUUUGUGGCGGAGCUACCACCAAGCACUGCCGCGACGAAACACCCAAACUUGGACGUGAUCAAGGGCCACGUGGUUGAGUGCCGGCGCUGUAUCUCGUCCCUCGCCCAUGCCGUAACAACAACGACGACGACGACAACAACGACGACGACAACGACAACGACAACGACAGACAGCAACGACAGCAGCGCCAAACCAUCACCAUCACCAUGUGGCGUGCUGUCGCUCGAGCCCGAUCCCGAUGUCGCCGAGGGCUACGCAUACACGCUGCAGCUGCAACCACAAUUCGGAAGCCUGUACGCGGCGGGAACAGAGGCGUGCCCAAAGAUUGCCACCGUCUACUUGCCUCCGGCCUACCCGGAGCUGGCCCCUGCCCUGCGCUUCCGCUCCAUCAUGCGCCACGCCAAUGUCUUGCAGAACACGUUUGUUGCCGACAACCUCAUCGACUACUGGCUCAGGCACGGGUGUGCCGAGUGUGAGGUGCCAGCCCUCACCGACGUCUUCGACUUUGAGCACGCGUCCUCCAGCAACGCUUUGCUCGGGGUGAUCGCCUUGGCCUUUGUCAUGCUGCACGCACCGGCGCCAGAGCCACCACACCCGCUCGUGGACGCCCCGGUGGCAGACCUCCUUCACCUGUGGACGACGCACCGCGACCAGUGCGCCUGCCCGCUCUCUGCGUGCAUGCCGUGCUUGCCCAGCGAAAUGCGCGCCCUCCUCGCGGAGGACAACAACCACAGCCGCGGCCACAGCAACGACCACGACCACGACCACGAUGAGAACUGCAGCCAUCAUCACCAUCAUCACCAUGACAGCAGCGACGGCUGCCCUCCUUUGCAUCUGCCGCAGCGUGCGCAAGAGCUGAUCCUUGUGUUCCGGCGCAACCUGGCUGCCCUUCCCCAGUACAUGUACGAGGCAAUGGCCGAGCUGCAGUAUGACAGGGACCGCACUGCCCAGGUGUGGCGACAGCAGACGCAGCAACCAAACCUGUAUCGCCCCUCCGCUCCCCUUCAUCUCCUCCCCCAAGGUGCUCUCAACACCCUGCCACCCACGGACCCCCACCAUGAUCAGGCUGAUGCCGGCCACCCAACGCCAGCUGCAAAACGUUCUUCUUCUUCUUCUUCUUCUUCUUCUUCUUCAUCUACAGCGCAACUCACAGCACCGCAGCAACAAACGCCACAACAGACACAGCAACAACCACAAGCACAAUCACCACAACUGUCGUCGCUGUCUCCCUCGGUGUAUGUUGAGAGCACCAUGUGGCAGCAGGGAGCGCUUGCCCGCGACGUGUUGCAAGAGUGGCUCGAUCCAUCACUGUUUGAUGCGCUCUGCAGCAACGACCGACCUGCUGCACUCCGCGCACUGGCCACGUGCAAGGACAGCGAGCACCUGGGCUGUGUGUUUUCGCUGCCGUUUCUCCGUGCCGACGCCUGUGACCGUCUGGACCGGGAGGUUCACGCGUAUGAGCAGUCGAGCCUGCCCAAGAUGCGUCCAAACUCAAUGAACAACUACGGGCUUGUGCUGGACGACAUCGGGUUGGAGCCCUUGUUUGACUUGUUUGCAGCUCAGGUGGCGCAGCCGCUAGCGUCAGUGCUGCUGCCAGAGACGGCACACGGCAACCUGCCACUGGACAACCACCACGCCUUUGUUGUGCAAUAUCGGCCGGAACAGGACCGCCACCUGGACAUGCACGUGGAUGACAGUGACGUCACCAUCAACGUGAACCUCUGUGAUGCUUUCCAGGGCUCGGAGCUCCAAUUCUGCGGCGCCCUGCACCGCCCCAACCACCGCAAGCACACGCUCACAUACAAGCACGUGAAGGGCCGUGCUGUUAUCCACCCGGGCAGUGUUCGCCACGGCGCUGACGCAAUCACAGACGGGUACCGCUCCAACCUCAUUCUGUGGUGUCGUGCAUCACGCUAUCGUGUCACACCGCAGUGGCGACAACUGCACAUGCGGCACGCUGAGGAGGGUGCGCCAGACACCAUCUGCCUCUCUCGCACACAUGACCGCGACUUCCACGUGCACGCUGACGACGACGGUGGUGAGGAGCACCAUGAUGGUUCCGAGACGCCAGCUGAAGCAUAAGCAACGCGCUUUGCAAAUGUUACACCUCGGGUGAUCAUCAGAAGCUCCGCUUGUUGUAUUUGUGUGUGUGUGUGUGUGUCUGUCUGUGUCUGUGUCUGUGUCUGUCUGUCUGUGAGGAGAGUUUCCUUUUUGGCCAUUGGUGUAACGCUUGCUUGCGUGUUGAAUCUGAACAGUGGUGCUUGCGUUCUCGCACACGCUUCCUUUCCUUUCCCUCCCCCCUCCUGCCAUCCUUUACUCUCUAUGCCGAUCGUCUGAGCUGGCCUUGUCGUCUAAUCGCCUCCAUCACAUACAAGCAAACAAGUGGUGAACCUGCCACCUUCAAAAAGC
Salpingoeca rosetta is the source of this 2594-nucleotide messenger RNA. RefSeq names its product oxidoreductase. The coding region runs from base 162 to 2267 and encodes 701 amino acids. The record is from RefSeq and is a predicted model, not a curated record. NCBI's taxonomy places the organism in Eukaryota, Choanoflagellata, Craspedida, Salpingoecidae. Gene Ontology annotation, molecular function: L-ascorbic acid binding; oxidoreductase activity, acting on paired donors, with incorporation or reduction of molecular oxygen; iron ion binding. The transcript has a single exon.